Molecule: messenger RNA, 873 nt
Organism: Ruditapes philippinarum (Manila clam)
Lineage: Eukaryota; Metazoa; Mollusca; Bivalvia; Venerida; Veneridae
Exons: 2
Coding region: 1-873 (290 amino acids)
Source: RefSeq, a predicted model, not a curated record
AUGAACAAAUCACUUAAAGCAUCAGCUCAUACUCUGAAACAUCUCAAUUCAAACAAGAAAUCUGACCAAUUGUUUACUGAACUUAAGGGAGCACAGCAACUGAUUCAAGUUAAUAACAAUAUCUUAUCACAACUACCAACAAUCAAUUACAUUGACGAGUACAUCUUUAAACCAAAUAGAGGUAUCAGGAAAGUCCUUCAGGAUGAGAAAUCAUUAGGAACAUUGAGCAGUAAGAAUAAGAAACAUCAAGGUGCACUUGACCAAGCACCAUGGGAUGUCACCAUUGUCUCCAGUGAUUCACUUGCUGUUACAUUACCAGACAGUAAAACAAUACAGUUUAUUUCCUUCUCCCCAGACUCACUCUCACUGAAGAACAAACUGAAGGUAAAUGGAAAGUGUGAUGGUAUCAGUCAUCAUCAGGGAAAACUUGCAGUCACAUUUGCAAAUCCUGCUAAACUACAAAUCAUGGAUUUGAAAGGUAAUACAGAAGUUAUAGUUGAAAAAGAUUCCAAUGGUGACAAUAUUUUCAAUAUUCCUUGGUAUGUUACAACAAACAGGGUUUCAAUAUAUGUAUCUGACUAUUACAAACCUGCAGUUCUACGAUUUAACUGGCAGGGAGAGAUGAUAGGAUCAGUAGGAAUUAACAAUCCACAGGGUAUAACACUGUUAGAAGAAGAGUCACUGUUAAUGAAUGAUUACAACAGUCGUUGUAUACAUAGAGUAAGUGGUGACUGUAAAGACAGUAAAAUUAUACUGGAGGAUGUAGAUAGUCCUCAAGCUGUAUGUUGGUGUGCUGAAAGUAGUACAAUUUGUGUUAGUAGAUAUAUGGAGGACAGUGGUGACAAUUAUAUCAUAUUGUAUAAAAUGAUGUAA